Dromaius novaehollandiae (emu) is the source of this 2823-nucleotide messenger RNA. It is a transcript of the gene MVK, whose product is annotated as mevalonate kinase. Gene Ontology annotation, cellular component: cytoplasm; cytosol. Gene Ontology annotation, biological process: isopentenyl diphosphate biosynthetic process, mevalonate pathway; cholesterol biosynthetic process; isoprenoid biosynthetic process. The coding region runs from base 64 to 1254 and encodes 396 amino acids. The record is from RefSeq and is a predicted model, not a curated record. Lineage: Eukaryota; Metazoa; Chordata; Aves; Casuariiformes; Dromaiidae. Gene Ontology annotation, molecular function: mevalonate kinase activity; ATP binding. The transcript is spliced from 11 exons.
CAGGCGCGGCUCCCAUUGGUCAGCGGGCCGGUCAAUCGGCGGCGGGACUCGGCGGCGGCGGAGAUGCUGGAGCGGAGCCUCGUGGUGUCGGCCCCGGGGAAGGUGAUCCUGCACGGCGAGCACGCCGUGGUGCACGGCAAGGUGGCCCUGGCCGUGGCCCUGGACCUGCGGACCUUCCUGCGGCUGCGGCCCGGCGACGGCAGCGUGGCGGUGCGGCUGCCCGGCGUCGGCGUGGCGGCCAGCUGGGACCCCCCGCGGCUGCGGGCCCUGCGGAGCGGCUUCUCAGCUGACUUCGAUGAAUCUAAAUCCCCCAGUGUAGAACAGCUGGAUGCACUGAGAGAGUUUGCUGGAAUCGCUGCUGAAUCCUCAGCUCCUGAGAGCCUUGCUACUCUUGCCUUCCUCUAUAUGUGCGUGGCUAUUUCAGCUAAGUAUGGAGACGUUCCGAGUGUGGACAUAAUCGUGUGGUCCGAGCUGCCCACGGGAGCUGGGUUAGGUUCAAGCGCUGCCUAUUCCGUUUGCUUGGCGGCAGCCCUGCUGACCGCGUGCGGAGCCAUCGCCUGCCCUCUGGCCGAGGGGGAGCCCACGGCCAGGUGGACAGAAGAAGAGCUGAGUUUAAUUAACAGCUGGGCCUUCCAGGGCGAGCGAGUGAUCCACGGCAAUCCCUCGGGUGUGGAUAACGCUGUUGGUACUUGGGGUGGAGCCCUGAGAUACCAAGCAGGAAAAAUCACAUCAUUAAAGAGGGUGCCGACAUUGAGGAUCUUGCUGACCAACACGAAAGUCCCUCGAAGCACCAAGGUCCUGGUGGCUGGUGUCAAGGACAAGAUCCUGAAGUUCCCUGCUAUUAUGAACCCGGUGCUGGACUCCAUCAACGCAAUUUCUCAGGAGUGCCAAAGUGUUCUGGAAGCGAUGCCUGGAAAUCCAUCACCAGAGUAUUACCCUGUACUGGAGGAGCUGUUCGAUGUAAACCAGCACCACUUAAACGUGAUUGGAGUCGGCCACCCCUCCCUGGACCGCCUGUGCCGGGUGACGGCCUCGCACGGCCUGCACAGCAAGCUGACGGGCGCCGGCGGGGGCGGCUGCGGCAUCACCCUGCUGAGGCCAGACACCUCCCUGCUGGCCGUGGAAGCAGCCAAGCGAGACUUAUGUGCCUGUGGAUUUGAAUGCUGGGAGACCAAUAUCGGGGCCCCCGGCGUGACCCUGCACUCCUCCUCAUCUCUAAAAGCAGAAGUGCUGCACGCGCUCUCCAUGAGCUGAGCUUGUGCCUCUGGCAGAGCCGAGCUCUUGGCACCGCGUCCUUGGAGCGAUAGAUGUUUGUGCCCUGGUGCCUGGAAACUUCUCCCUGACUCUUCUCUCUCUGUGGUUGCGGGUCUCUAGACUAGGUGCGGAGCCAAGUCCAGGCCUGGUGUAAUUGGGUGUGGAAACUACAGUGCGGAUCGAGGAGCAACUGCUUGCACUUGUACUAGGUGCAAAUUUCACCCAGCCUCUCAAAAUCCUGUUUUGAAUUUACUUACUGAACUGCCAAGCUAAUCUCAAGGGGCAGGAGAAGAGGGUCUUGGCUGGAUUCCAGCUCGGAUAAUGACACUUUGCUUGGUUUCCCGCUUCGGAUGCAUGUGGUGCCUCUUCCCUUCUCCCUGGGCGUCUGCGAGGGCGCAACGAGGCUGGGGUGAAAAGCAGCUUGGCAGCUCAGGGCUUGACACUCAGGUCUCCAUCAUUCCUGCUGGACUGCAGAGUGUGGAGAGAGAACCUUUAAAUACAGCUCUUACUUGCUACUAAUUAAGAGUUUGGAUAAUUAAAAUGGAAGAAACAGUACAAUUCUAAUGUAAUUAUCACUGUUUUCGCUCUCUCCUAUAAUCUCUGUUUCUGUCCAGGCUGAUAAACAGGGUCUGAAACUCUGGUUGCUGUUCACGUGCUCAGGGUCUGGUUCAAACAACUGUCAUCUGCUAGGAGGGUGGUUAAAGGCAAAGGGAUUCUUAACAUUUCUACUCGCUGUAGCUAUUUGGGGAUCUCUUAUGCUUCAGUCAUGAAUGAGCACGUUCUUAGCCCCUUAUCUGUUGUUGGGUAUGUAAAGGGUUAUCUAUCAGGGUAGGUAAAAACUGGUGCUUGGUAACAGAGCAAACACAAAUUUGCUUUAGUUUAAAAUAAUUUUUUUUCAAGUACAGUAAACUUUUUCCUCUUCAAAAAAGGCUGACCAUAAUUUGCAGCUGACAAACUAUAAAACCUAAGUGUGUUUAAACUUAUCAGACUAAUGUAGUUUAUAAUUUUGAAAUUUUAAUGAGUCGUACCACUGAACUAGAGGCAGUUGGCAGGUAAGUGUCUGAAACCAGAGGAUUUUGAAGGAACAGGCUGACUCUUAGUGGCUGUGGUCUCUUCUGUACCUGCCAAAGAGGUAUUUGUCUCUGUUUUGUUUGCCUGGUUUUUCUAAGUGUAGCUCUGUUCACAAAGUACUUUAUUCAAAGCUGAGUGAUACAUUGGCAGAAGUGGGAAGCUUGCCUUCCUCUUCCAGCACAGGAAUAAACAGCCAAGUGCAAGAAGCUGAGACCUGCUAGCUCUAAAAUCUUGGCGUCAUGAUGACCAGGUUUAGCUCACUGAUCAGAGAUUUUAAACUGUCUCUGGUUUUAAUAAAUCGAUGUUUUCUAAGUGUAAAGUGUUCUUUGAUAAUUAUGCUGGAUACAAAAGGAGAAAAGUACCUUACACUGCUUCAGGAAAAACAGGUUUCAAAUGCUGGUUUUCUACAUGUCUAAUUACAAUUCCAAUUUGCAUCCCAGAACAGCUUUACACUAAUCACAAGUCAAAAAGCCUAAUAAAUAAUUUACCAUUUCCUAA